This is a messenger RNA of Thermothielavioides terrestris NRRL 8126, 2221 nucleotides long. RefSeq lists its product as uncharacterized. The record is from RefSeq and is a predicted model, not a curated record. The transcript has 2 exons. The coding region runs from base 106 to 2085 and encodes 659 amino acids. NCBI's taxonomy places the organism in Eukaryota, Fungi, Ascomycota, Sordariomycetes, Sordariales, Chaetomiaceae.
GCCGACUGUCGCAUUUUUACGCCUCAAUACCGCUGACGCCCGCUACCCGAUCGCGUGUCUCUCGCUGAGCACUGGUGACCGUUUCAGGUUUCAGGUGCGAGCACGAUGGCGAGCGCGGUCAAGAAGCCUCCGGCAACAGGCCGCGAGACCCCGACGGGAACGCCGCAGCGCCCAACCCCCCGAGCGUCGACACCGUCGUCAACCAGCAGCCCGAGCGGCGCUGGCGCUGCUGGCGUGGCCCGCACCCGCUCGACCCGCACCGGAACGCCCGUCUCGGCGCGCGCCGCCGCACACCAAAGACGCGAGUCCAUGCUGAGCAACGGACCCUCGGUCAACGGGAAGGGCAGCAGCUCGCCCGACAUGGAACGCGAAGAGGCCGUCCGCGCCGAGAUGAUGGCGAUAAUAGACGACUUGAAGGAGAGGCUCAGCCAGGCCGAGUCCUCGUCUGAGAUGUACAAGCGACAGGCCGAGGUGCUGCAGAGCAAGCUGGACGACGCGCUGAAGGAGCAAGCCAAGUUAGAGGAGAAGGUGCACGAGAGCGACGAGCAGAUCGAGUCUCUGACCAACGAGAAGCGCGAGGCCGCCCGCCAGAUCCGCGAGAUGGAAACCAUCUACGAGGCUGAGCGGAGCGCCAUGAUGAAGGAGAAGGAAGAGAUGGCGAACCGGGAAGAAGAGAUGCAAACCGUCAUUCAGAGGCUUAAGGACAGCCUAGCGCAGAGAAACCUGGACGAGGACAGACCAACGAGGCAAUCGGCGAACAGCUCCCCAAGUAUCGAGAACGGCAGUUUCGCCCCACCCUCUUCCAUUCACCGCAGUGACUCGCGCAACAACUCCAAGCUUUUGUUGCAAAAGGACAGGCUGAUAGAGUCGCUGAGACUCGAGCUCGCCGAGGCGCAGAUCAAGCUCGUCGAGUCUCAGAACCAGGGCGGCGGCCGGCUUCAGGAAGUCGAGCGCCAGCUGAUGGAGGCGCGUGUGGCGAACGCCAGGCUCAUGGAAGACAACGAGAGCUACCAGCUGCUCCUGCAAGAGCGGACUCUCAAGGGAGACUUCGCCACCAACGACCUCGGCUACUCCGGCGGCGCGUCUGCCAACCAAGACGCGCUGGCUGCGCUCGAGGGCCGCACCAGAGGCACCAGCCUCGCUGACGAGCUCUCCGGCGCCCACGACAAUGAUCACUCGCACGAGCACGAUACCGAGACGCAGCGGCGCCUGGAAGCAGAGCUGAAGUCGGUUAAGGACCAGAACAAAGCGCUGACGCUCUAUAUCAACAAGAUCAUCGAGCGGCUGCUGCAGCACCAGGGGUUCGAGCACAUUCUCGACCAGUCAAGCGAUUUCAAGGGCGCGCCGCCGCCAAACACCAACAAGGACCUGCCUCCGCCGCCUGCCCCCAAACCCGCCCCGGCGCCGUCCCUCCUCCAGCGCGCGAAGUCCAUCGCCAUCGGCAGCUCCGCUCCGAAACCCAAGCCCCGCCCGAUGACCUACAUGCCGUCCGCCAACCAGCCGACCACGACCAGCUCCUCCGCCAUCAGCAACCCGGACACCGCGCCCAGCAUCCCCAUCGGCCUGACCCGCUCCGCCAGCACCCGCCGCGGCCGGCCCAUGAGCGAGCAGUACACGGGCAUGGCCGGCGCCGCCAGCAUCGUCAACGCCAUGUACAAGGGCCCCUCGGCGGCCGACGGGCCGCUGUCCCCCUCCCUCCGCUCCAGCCAGGCCUUCUUCCUCCCGCAGGGCGCCGGCAACCGCACCAGCGCCGGCAACUUCCCCGGCAUGAAGUCCGAGACGAGCAGCACCUCAGGCGACUCGGUCUCUGCCGGCGGAGGAAGUGGUGGUGGAGGAGCAGGAGGCGAGACGGCGUCGACGUCGUCGCCCGGCCAGAGCCCGCCGCGCCCCCACCACAGCGAGAAGAGCACGACCCUCGCGGGCAACAAGCCCCGCCCGCUGCGGCUGGUGCAGGAGAACGCCGAGGCCGCGGCGCCCGCCCCGGCCGCCAGCAAGCGGCAGAGCUGGGUCGGCUGGGUCGGGAGCGCGUUCGCGGGCGCCAAGAAGGAGGAUGCCGGCGCCGCGGCGGAGGUCAUUAGGGAGUGAGCUGCGCUGCGCUGUCUUUGUGGGAGGUUGUUUGGGGAACGAGGACGGGAGGGGGAGUGGGGUUGAUGUUGGGAUGGGAUGUAAUGCGAUUGAGGGAAGGAGAGGGAAGUGGAGAGUGAAGGGUGAUGAGUGACGC